Messenger RNA from Exaiptasia diaphana, 1616 nucleotides. RefSeq lists its product as uncharacterized. Gene Ontology annotation, cellular component: cytoplasm. The record is from RefSeq and is a predicted model, not a curated record. Lineage: Eukaryota; Metazoa; Cnidaria; Anthozoa; Actiniaria; Aiptasiidae. Gene Ontology annotation, biological process: peptidyl-threonine phosphorylation. The coding region runs from base 243 to 1298 and encodes 351 amino acids. Gene Ontology annotation, molecular function: protein serine/threonine kinase activity. The transcript is spliced from 3 exons.
CUUGAAGCUWUUGAAUUCUAUUGAAUGUACUCUAAUUGCAUGGCGUCGAUUAAGGUAACAUAAAGCUCACAUUUAUGUCAUUAUCGUAUAAACUUUACAAAAUAUACUAAACAAAAACACAAUGGUGUACUAGUGGUGGUACUUGGCAUUAUGGGAUGGGUAACUGCACUUCCUGUUGUACAAGGACUUCCAAGAACUUUCGUAAAAAUGCAUUAGACGUGGAUUAGGAGAAGAAAAUAAAAAUGAAUUAUYUUGACUCGGAGAAGAUUGAUUUGGCGUUUAUUGUUGACUGUACGGGAUCAAUGGGAUCUUACAUCAACCAAGUCCAGAAACACGUCCAGUACAUAGCAGAAACUAUCGCUCGMACUUCCUUUGACGUUCGACUGGCUCUGAUUGAGUACAGGGACCAUCCACCCCCAGAUACAAGCUUUAUUACACGCAUUCAUGAUUUUACCAGUGACGUAAACAUGAUGAAAACAUGGGUUGAUCAAAUGGCGGCUAGUGGUGAACGCGAUAGGCCUGCAGCUGUAGCUGAUGCUCUUCAAYUAGGAACUACACUCARCUACAGAAAACAGUCWACAAAGAUGUGUGUUUUAAUUGCUGAUGCACCUCCCCAUGGACUAGAUGAGAAUGGUGAUGGAUUCCCCRAUGGUUGUCCCCAGCAUYAUGAUCCCCUAGAAGCCUGUCAUCUUAUGGCUCAAAAUGGUAUCGUCCUAUACUGCAUUGGCUGUGAACCCAGUGUUGAAGCAUUCAGAGAUUUCUUGAUUGGUCUUGCUCAUAUUACAGGAGGUCAAUAUGUCCCCCUCAGACAAGCCAAGACUUUGACUAAGGUUAUUAUUAGUGCUGCCCAGGAAGAAGUGUCAUUAGAGAAGCUGAUGGGCCAUGCAACAGAUUAUGUGCUUCUCACGUUGGUUGAUGUGAAAAAGAAAAAGAAAAAUAUGAAAGUGGAUGAUUUAGCAAAGGAACUUCUUUACAAGCUGAGAUCAACAGGAAACCAGAGCGACAUCCUGCAAAUGAAUGACAAACCUUUAGAACCUGUCACACCAGAUGGUAAGCGAUACAGUCACAUGAAAAGAAUGUGGGAAGCAAAGGAAUUCUAUAUGUCAAAUAAGAAUCCCAGGGGAAGAUACCAUGGAAACCAACAUAAUGAUGAUGGUAAUGUUGCUAUUGUUGAAAACAAGCAGAUUACAAUAGAUCAGGUUUUAAGGAUCAUAAGGAAAGUUUUAGCCAGAAACAAAACACCAGUUGAAAAUGAUGAAACAAUAACUUAUGACAAUGUCCCGGAAGAAAUAAACUAAUGAAAACAACUUAUCAACACUUUACCAUAAUAGUCAGUAAGGUAACAGGGGAACUUGUAUCAUAUUAACCUACAUGCAAAAUUAUUCCUGGGAAAAUUCAAGGUUAAUAUAAUAUGCAAUUGCCUGCAAUCAAUUUGAUACGUAUCAAUACUGCCUUAAAAGAGAUGUUGUAGAGGUCACAUAGUGAGGCCUAGCCCGGGACCUAAAAUUGCCUAAAAUCGCCCAAAAUCGCAGUAAAUCGCCUUAGAUUUAGAUGGGUUUUUGGUGAUUUUUGCUUAAAUCGACUAAAAUCGCUUAAAAUCCCCUACAAUCGCCUAC